Messenger RNA from Lethenteron reissneri (Far Eastern brook lamprey), 11259 nucleotides. Its product is annotated as serine/arginine repetitive matrix protein 2-like. The record is from RefSeq and is a predicted model, not a curated record. NCBI's taxonomy places the organism in Eukaryota, Metazoa, Chordata, Hyperoartia, Petromyzontiformes, Petromyzontidae.
AUGCAGAAUUCGUCUGUUGAUGAUACGGACCUGCAGACGCCAUCCAUUGAUGAGGCAGACCUGCAGAAGUCGUCCAUUGAUGAGGCAGACCUGCAGAAGUCGUCCAUUGAAGAUGGAGACCUACAGAAUUCAUCCAUUGAUGAGGCAGACCUUCAGAAGUCGUCCAUUGAUGACGCAGCAGACCUGCAGAAGUCGUCCAUAGAUGACGCAGCAGACCUGCAGAAGUCGUCCAUUGAUGAGGCAGACCUGCAGAAGUCGUCCAUUGAAGAUGGAGACCUACAGAAUUCACCCAUUGAUGAGGCAGACCUUCAGAAGUCGGCCAUUGAUGACGCAGCAGACCUGCAAAAGUCGUUCAUUGAUGAGGCAGACCUGCAAAAGUCGUCCAUUGAAGAUGGAGACCUACAUAAUUCAUCCAUUGAUGAGGCAGACCUUCAGAAGUCGGCCAUUGAUGACGCAGCAGACCUGCAAAAGUCGUCCAUUGAAGAUGGAGACCUACAUAAUUCAUCCAUUGAUGAGGCAGACCUUCAGAAGUCGGCCAUUGAUGAGGAAGACCUACAUACAUCGUACAUUGAAGAUGCAAACUUGCAGAAGUCGUCCAUUGAUGAGGCAGACCUGCAGAAGUCAUCCAUUGAUGAGGUAGACUUCCAGAAGUUUGUUGAUGAUGCAGCAGACAAGCAGAAGUCGUCCAUUGAUGAGGCAGACUUACAGACGUCCAUUGAAGAUGCAGACCUGCAGGAUCCGUCCAUUGAUGAGACCGACCGACAGAAAUCCAUUAAUGAGGCAGACCUGCAGACGUCCUUUCAAGAUGAAUCAAACCUACAGAAGUCGUCCAUUGAUGAGGCUGACCUACAGAAAUCAUCCAUUGAUGAUACAGACCUGCAGACGUCCAUUCAAGAUGAAUCAAACCUACAGAAGUCGUCCAUUGAUGAGGCAGACCUGCAGACGUCAUCCAUGGAUGAGACAGACCUACAUAAGUCGUCCAUUGAAGACACAGUAGACCUACAGAAGUCGUCCAUUGAUGAGGUAGAUCUGCAGACGUCAUCCAUGGAGGAGACAGACCUACAUAAGUCGUCCAUUGAAGACACAGUAGACCUACAGAAGUCGUCCAUUGAUGAGGUAGAUCUGCAGAAGUCAUCCAUUGAAGACGCAGUAGACCUACAGCAGAAGUCCAUUGAAGACACAGUAGACCUACAGAAGUCAAUCAUUAAAGACACAGUAGACCUACAGCAGAAGUCCAUUGAUGAGGUAGAUCUGCAGACGUCAUCCAUGGAGGAGACAGACCUACAUAAGUCGUCCAUUGAAGACACAGUAGACCUACAGAAGUCGUCCAUUGAAGACACAUUAUACCUACAGCAGUCGUCCAUUGAUGAGGUAGAUCUGCAGAAGUCAUCCAUUGAAGACGCAGUAGACCUACAGCAGAAGUCCAUUGAUGAGACAGACCUUCAGAAGUCGUGCAUUGAAGAUGCAGCAGACCUGCAGAAUUCGUCCAUUGAUGAGACGUCCCUUAGGAACAUCACCCUCGCGUCGAAGUCGCCCCUCCGCGAGGUGGACCUUUCGGGCCAGCGGCCGCCCCCCCGUCCCGAGGUCGACCCGGCCUCUAAGUCACCCUCCUCCGGCACCGCCAAGACCGAUGCCAAGGCCGAUGCCAAGGCCGAUGCCAAGGCCGCGCUGCUGCUAUGUUCGUCGUCGUUGUCACCCCUCGUCGGCCGCCACCUCUUAGAGGUGGGAUCCGUGAGGAGCGUGCUGCUGCUUAGCAGCAGCUCGCCUGCCCGCGCCUCCAAGGAGAACGUUCCCCUUGCGCGGGACGGGGUGGACAAGAGCCCGGGGGAGUCGUCCCCCUUUCCCCUCGUCAAGGACGGCAGGAAGAAGACCACGGCGGGGGUGGAGACUGACGGCCCUGCUACGUCCGACUGCGGUGAGUUCACUUUCUGUGGGUUCAUGAUGGCCGUGUUUGUGGCGGGUGCUGGAUUCACUCUAUGCAAGGCCUGCCUGGACAUCUCCUACGGGGCGUCGCCGUUCCUCUGUGGGCCCUCCAUCCUCAUGAGGAGGUCGGAGCAGCUUGGGGGGGGCCGCAUGGCCGAGUUGACGGAGGAGGAGGUGGAAGUGGUGACAGAGGAGGUGGUGACGAAGGAGGCAGAGGAGCAGCAGCUGAAGGAAGUGGCGGGAAGAGACGCGGGGGCACGGAGAGUCUCCACUCGGAAGCGGACGUCAGAGGUGGAGGUGGUAGAGGAGGAGGAGGUGACGAAGGAAGCAGAGGAGCAGCAGCAGAAGGAAGGGGUGGGAAGAGACGCGGGGACACGGAGAGUCUCCAUCCGGAAGCGGAAGUCGGAGGUGGUGGAGGAGGACGAGGAGGAGGAGGAGGUGGAGGAGGAGGAGGAGGAGGAGUGGAAGGAGGAUGAUGAUGUGGAGGAGGAGGAGGUGGAGGAGGAGGAAGAGGGCAAGAAGGGGGCUGUCGCCCCUUCUUCUGCUGGUGCCUCUCCCUUGUCAUUCCUUCUGCCCCCCCGCAAGCUCAAGAAGGGCAGGAAGGGCAGGAAGGGCAGGGUGGUGUCGUUUGGUAUCCAGCUGAGCCCCGAGCUCUUUGACAAGACACUGCCACCCUCCACGCCGCUCAGAAGGGGAGCGUCGCCCGCCAGGACCCCCAGGGCCCGUGUGUCCACGCCGGCCUGCGGUGUCAUCCAAGAGGAGGGGGAUGAUGAGUUGUGUUCACACAAGAGGUCUGUGUCUACCUCCAAAAAGCUGUUCCCUUUCAAAGUGACCUCGCGCAAGAAGUCUUCUCCGAGAGCCUCGCCCAAGAUGGCUUCUCCUGGAGCCUCGCCCAAGAUGGCUUCUCUGAGAGCCUCGCCCAAGAUGGAUUCUCUUGGAGCCUCACCCAAGAUGGUUUCUCCUGGAGCCUCGCCCAAGAUGGUUUCUCCUGGAGCCUCGCCCAAGAUGGCUUCUCCUCGAGCCUCGCCCAAGAUGGCUUCUCCGAGAGCCUCGCCCAAGAUGGCUUCUAGAUCCUCGCCCAAGAUGGCUUCUCCUCGAGCCUCGCCCAAGAUGGCUUCUCCGAGAGCCUCGCCCAAGAUGGCUUCUAGAUCCUCGUCCAAGAUGGCUUCUCCUCGAGCCUCGCCCAAGAUGGCUUCUCCGAGAGCCUCGCCCAAGAUGGCUUCUAGAUCCUCGCCCAAGAUGGCUUCUCUGAGAGCCUCGCCCAAGAUGGCUUCUCCGAGAGCCUCACCCAAGAUGGCUUCUCCGAGAGCCUCGUCCAAGAUGGCUUCUCCGAGAGCCUCGCCCAAGAUGGCUUCUCUGAGAGCCUUGCCCAAGAUGGCUUCUCCUAGUGCCUCGCCCAAGAUGGCUUCUCCGAGAGCCUCGCCCAAGAUGGCUUCUCCGAGAGCCUCGCCCAAGAUGGCUUCUCCGAGAGCCUCGCCCAAGAUGGCUUCUCUGAGAGCCUCGCCCAAGAUGGCUUCUCCGAGAGCCUCGCCCAAGAUGGCUUCUCCGAGAGCCUCGCCCAAGAUGGCUUCUCCGAGAGCCUCGCCCAAGAUGGCUUCUCCGAGAGCCUCGCCCAAGAUGGCUUCUCCUCGAGCCUCGCCCAAGAUGGCUUCUCCGAGAGCCUCGCCCAAGAUGGCUUCUCCGAGAGCCUCGCCCAAGAUGGCUUCUCUGAGAGCCUCGCCCAAGAUGGCUUCUCCGAGAGCCUCGCCCAAGAUGGCUUCUCUGAGAGCCUCGCCCAAGAUGGCUUCUCCGAGAGCCUCGCCCAAGAUGGCUUCUCCGAGAGCCUCGCCCAAGAUGGCUUCUCCGAGAGCCUCGCCCAAGAUGGCUUCUCUGAGAGCCUCGCCCAAGAUGGCUUCUCCUAGAGCCUCGCCCAAGAUGGAUUCUCUUGGAGCCUUGCCCAAGAUGGCUUCUCCUGGAGCCUUGCACAAAAUGGCUUCUCCUGAAGCCUCACCCAAGAUGGCUUCUCCGAGAGCCUUGCCCAAGAUGGCUUCUCCUAGUGCCUCGAUCAAGUUGGUUUCUCCUGAAGCCUCACCCAAGAUGGCUUCUCCGAGAGCCUCGCCCAAGAUGGCUUCUCCUAGUGCCUCGCCCAAGAUGGCUUCUCCUGAAGCCUCACCCAAGAUGGAUUCUCCUAGAACCUCGAUCAAGAUGGUUUCUCCUGGAGCCUCGCCCAAGAUGGCUUCUCCUAGAACCUCGAUCAAGAUGGAUUCUCCUGGAGCCUCGCCCAAGAUGGAUUCUCUCACUCGAACCCCCUCGUCUGUGGCGGUGAUGGCUUCUCCUGAGCUCUCUUCGCCAACGGCGGCUUCUCUAAUUCCUGAGAGGGCCUCACCAAAGCUGUCCUCAACCAAGAUGGAAACCUCAACCCGCACCCCCGUUCGCGUGUCUGGCCGUUUCUCCGUGUCCGUGGUGGAGACCCCGUCGCCCGUCCCGACUCUGCGGCAAAACCGUGACAACGACCGUGGCGAUGGUGAUGACGACAAUGGUGAUGACGCCCAGGAGACGGCAGUUGGUGUCGGUGGUGAUGGUGGUGGCGGUGAUGGUGGCGGUGAUGGUGGUGGGUCUACGGUGGAGCGGCGAGGAAGGGGCAGGAGGAGGAGGAGUGCCCCAGCGGUCCGGACAGCGAAGGAAGUUUCAGCGCUGGUGGCUGUAGGGAGGACACGCAGGAGUGUGGGAGGCACGUUGAGCAGCUCUUUGGCCGCCCGCGGCGAGACAUCGGCCCAUGUGGCAAAGACCCCCGAGAGCCGUUCUCCGUGGUCCGGGAAUGAAGGGGAAGUGGACCCCUACGACUUACUGUGCACCCCCGAAGGGAGCGGUGAGAUGACCGUAUCUCCCCUGAGUUCCGAUGGCAACCUCCGCCGGGCCCUCCGUCCCGUCUCUCCUCCCGCGUCGUCGGACCGACCGGGCGUCCGUCGUUUCGCUCCACGGCCUGAUGCGGUCGCGACGGAGUGGUGGGUGGCAGUAGGAGCCUCGGUGGACCCCUCUUCGCUUCCGCGGAUUUCCUUGGAAGCGAAUACAGAGACGGAUUUCGCGGUCGGCGCUGGGGCCGUGACGGAGAUGUUUUCGCUCGGGGAGGAUGGCAGCCAAGUAGGAAUUAUGGAAGUUCCCUCUCAGAAAAGAUCUCGCAGGGGGAAAUCUGCGGAAGCCCCUAGCCAAGAUAUUAGCGAGGUAAAAAUGGUGGAAGUUCCCUCUGAAGAGAGAUCUGGCGGAGUAAAAUCUGCGGAAGCCUCUGCCCAAGAUGUUAACGAAGCAGAAAUCGUGAACGUUCCCUCUGAGAAGAGAUCUCGCAGGGGGAAAUCUGCGGAAGCCCCUGCUCAAGAUAUUAGCGAGGUAAAAAUGGUGGAAGUUCCAUCAGAAGAGAAAUCUGGCGGAGUGAAAUCUGCGGAAGCCCCUGCCCAAGAUGUUAACGAAGCAGAAAUCAUGAACGUUCCCUCUGAGAAGAGAUCUCGCAGGGGGAAAUCUGCGGAAGCCCCUAGCCAAGAUAUUAGCGAGGUAAAAAUGGUGGAAGUUCCCUCUGAAGAGAGAUCUGGCGGAGUAAAAUCUGCGGAAGCCUCUGCCCAAGAUGUUAACGGAGCAGAAAUUGUGAACGUUCCCUCUGAGAAGAGAACUCGCAGGGGGAAAUCUGCGGAAGCCCUUGCUGAAGAUGUGAAUGAGGUAAAAAGCGUGGAAGUUCCCUCUAAGAAGAGAUCUCGCAGGGGGAAAUCUGCAGAAGCCCCUAGCCAAGAUAUUAGCGAGGUAAAAAUGGUGGAAGUUCCCUCUGAAGAGAGAUCUGGCGGAGGGAAAUCUGCGGAAGCCCCUGCCCAAGAUGUUAACGAAGCAGAAAUCGUGAACGUUCCCUCUGAGAAGAGAACUCGCAGGGGGAAAUCUGCGGAAGCCCUUGCUGAAGAUGUGAAUGAGGUAAAAAGCGUGGAAGUUCCCUCUAAGAAGAGAUCUCGCAGGGGGAAAUCUGCGGAAGCCCCUGCUCAAGAUAUUAGCGAGGUAAAAAUGGUGGAAGUUCCCUCUGAAGAGAGAUCUGGCGGAGUGAAAUCUGCGGAAGCCCCUGCCCAACAUGUUAACGAAGCAGAAAUCGUGAACGUUCCCUCUGAGAAGAGAACUCGCAGGGGGAAAUCUGCGGAAGCUCCUGCUCAAGAUAUUAGCGAGAUAAAAAUGGUGGAAGUUCCCUCUGAAGAGAGAUCUGGCGGAGGGAAAUCUGCGGAAGCCCCAGCCCAAGAUGUUAACGAAGCAGAAAUCGUGAACGUUCCCUCUGAGAAGAGAUCUCGCAGGGGGAAAUCUGCGGACGCCCUUGCUGAAGAUGUGAAUGAGGUAAAAAGCGUGGAGGUUCCCUCUCAGAAUAAAUCUCGCAGGGGGAAAUCUGCGCAAGCCCCUGCCCAAGAUAUUAGCGAAGUAGAAGUUGUGGAGGUUCCCUCUCAGAAUAAAUCUCGCAGGGUGAAAUUUACGGAAGCCCCUACUCAAGAUAUUAGCAAAGUAGAAGUUGUGGAAGUUCCCUCUGAGGAGAGAUCUGGCGGAGGGAAAUCUGCAGAAGCCCCUGCCCAAGAUAUUAACGAGGUAAACGUUGUGGAAAUUCCCUCUAAGAAGAGAUCUCGCAGGGGGAAAUCUGCGGAAGCCCCUGCCCAAGAUGUUAGCGAGGCAGAAGAUGUGGAAGUUCCCUCUGAGAAGAGUUCUCGCAGAGGAAAAUCUGCGGAAGCCCCUGCUCAAGAUGUGAACGACGUAAAAAUCGUUGAAGUUACAUCUCAGAAGAGAUCUCGCAGGGGGAAAUCUGCGGAUGCCCCGGCUCAAGAUAUUAUCAAAGUAGAAGUUGUUGAAGUUCCCCUUGAGACGAGGUCUAUGAGGGGGAAAUCUGCGGAAACUCCUGCUCAAGAUAUUAGCGAGGUAGAAGUUGUGGAAGUUCCCUCUCAGAAGAGAUCUAGGAGGGGGAAAUCUGCGGAAACGCCUGCUCAAGAUAUUAGUGAGGUAAACCUCGUGGAAGUUCCCUCUGAGGAGAGUUCUGGUGGAGGAAAAUCUGCGGAAGCCCCUACUCAAGAUAUUAGCAAAGUAGAAAUUGUGAAAGUUCCUUCUGAGACGAGGUCUAUGAGGGGGAGAUCUGAGGAAACUCCUGCUCAAGAUAUUAGCGAGGUAAAAGUUGUGGAAGUUCCCUCUCAGAAGAGAUCUAGGAGGGGGAAAUCUGCGGAAGCCCCUGCCCAAGAUGUUAGCGAGGCAGAAAUUGUGGAAGUUCCCUCUGAAAAGAGGUCUCGCAGGGGGACAUCUGCGGACGCCCCGGCUCAAGAUGUGAACGACGUAAAAAUCGUUGAAGUUACAUCUCAGAAGAGAUCUCGCAGGGGGAAAUCUGAGGAAGCCCCUGCUCAAGAUAUUAGCAAAGUAGAAAUUGUUAAAGUUCCUUCUGAGACGAGGUCUAAGAGGGGGAAAUCUGCGGAAGCCACUGCUCAAGAUAUUAGCAAAGUAGAAAUUGUGAAAGUUCCUUCUGAGACGAGGUCUAAGAGGGGGAAAUCUGCGGAAGCCCCUCCUCAAGAUAUUAGCAAAGUAGAAGUUGUUGAAGUUCCUUCUGAGACGAGGUCUAAGAGGGGGAGAUCUGCGGAAGCCCCUGCUCAAGAUAUUAGCGAGGUAAACCUCGUGGAAGUUCCCUCUGAGGAGAGUUCUGGUGGAGGAAAAUCUGCGGAAGCCCCUGCCCAAGAUGUUAGCGAGGCAGAAAUUGUGGAAGUUCCCUCUGAAAAGAGGUCUCGCAGAGGAAAAUCUGCGGAAGCCCCUGCUCAAGAUAUUAGCAAAGUAGAAAUUGUAAAAGUUCCUUCUGAGACGAGGUCUAGGAGGGGUAGAUCUGAGGAAGCCACUGCUCAAGAUAUUAGCAAAGUAGAAAUUGUAAAAGUUCCUUCUGAGACGAGAUCUAAGAGGGGGAAAUCUGCGGAAGCCACUGCUCAAGAUAUUAGCAAAGUAGAAAUUGUAAAAGUUCCUUCUGAGACGAGGUCUCGCAGGGGGAGAUCUGCGGAAGCCAUCUCAGAAGUUCCACCUCUGCCGCUGGCUGCUAAGAGAGCAACGCGGGGCCGCUCGAAGACACCCGAGGAAAUUCCCUCGACCAGAAUGUCUAGGAGGGAGAAAUCCACGGAAGCCGCGGCUCAACAUGCGAGCGAGAGAGAAUUCGUGCAAGUUCCCUCGGAGCCGGCCGUGAAGGUGAAGACCAUGAGGGCGGGACGGCUGAGGGCGAAGCAGGCUGAAACCCCCCGGGACUGCUCUCUGGAGACAAGUGGAGGAGUGGUGAAUGUCCAGAAGUCUCCACCCCGUGUUUCCCGUCGCCCGGGCCUGAGCCCAAUCGCAGAGAUCCGCACUCCCUUUGUGGGCGAGAAGAAGAGCGCCGAGGUGCCGGCGUUGAGCCUCCGCAUGAAGACAUUGAGGGAGACAUCACCACCACCAGCAGCAUCACCACCACCACCAGCAUCACCAUCAGCAGCAGCAUCACCAUCAGCAGCAGCAGCUGCUGCUCAGCCGCGCCCCAGACAGCCGGGCCGCACCAAGCGACCCGCUGGGCAAGGUAGCGCUGGCGGCAAAGCCAAGAUGGCCAGGAACACGCGGGGAGGAGCAGAGGAGGUGGAAGAGGAGGGGGAGGGCGGUAACAGAGCCAAGAGGAGAAGGUGGAGCCAGGUCAUUUUGGAAGCAUCGACAAGUCCGACUCCUGCUGCUGCUGCUGCUCAAGGGGCAGCAGCGGGGGCAGCGAGGGGCAGGCCGAAGGUGAAGAGGCAGGCGGUGGUUGAGGAGGAGCGAGGAGAAGAGAUGUCGCCACCUAAGAGGAGGACGACACGCACCGGUUCAGCCUCUACCAUCACCCAGCCCGGCGCCGGUGUCGAACCCAGGCUAGGAGCUCUGAGGCUGAGAACAGCGCGGGCUCGGCGAUAGCACGGCCGGGCGGUGCGCCCACCCACGGCACCUACGGAGCCUUGGUCAUCGGUUCGAGUGUGAGUGGGUGGGUGGGUGGAGAGAUGUUAUCUCCCUCGCCCGACGCUGACAAUGCCUGCCACUGUAUAUUUGGAAUUGCGUGUCUCUCUCUCAUCAUCAUCGCGGUAGCUAGGUAGAUGUUCACUACCUCGCCUAGUAUACAGGAGGUCGUGGGUUCAAUCCCGAACUCUGACGACGCCUGCCACUGUAUUUGGAGUCUGCGGUCUCUUUCCCCAUUGCCGCAGAGAUAUUUUCUCCGAGUUUUUCCCUCCGUAUAAAAUAUUGACGUCACACGUUCUGAGUGUAAUUGGCUGCCGCGUAUACAUUUCCAAGUGACGAUAAGCCACUUUGUUGUUGAGCUAUCAUUUGUGGUAGCCAGGUCGCUCGCUGUAAAAUAGCUACGUAGCUUAGUGGAGCCUUACCUGGUAAAAUAAAAAUAGUUAUGCUGAGCGGUGGCGCAGUGGUUAGCGCCACGCUGCGCUCCGAAUCCGGCAGAGACCAGGGUUUGAUUCCCGCUCACGGCCACCAAACACCAGUAAGCGACGAUUAUCUCAACUGGUCCUGGGCCUCCCCUAGGUCGACUCCGCCUCAACUCAGUGUCGCGUGCAGUGGCGUGUCGUAAACAUCGUCGCUGGGGGAGACAAAGCCGGCCGAACGGGCGUGGUGUUGGCCACACCUCCUCCUCGUGUGCCACAGUGAUGGCCUUCAUAGGUGCUACUGCUGCACGCUACUCAACAGCACUUGCCCCAAACAGUCUGUCACAGGCUGUACGGGGGAUCUUUGUUUGUGUGUUGUUAGAAAAGCAGAUCCCUGGCUGUAAUAUUCAAACACCCUCUGUGUGUGCCUGGGAUUUCUUCCUCGUGUCUCCGACACAACCAUUAUGAACCCCCUGUGAGAGAGAGAGGGAGACGCCCAGGGCUUGAACCCAGGCUCGCCUUGCGGUGCUAAGUUAAGGACUCGGCACGGCCAAUUAUUGCCUCGUCCUAAAUCUUUAUUGUAUUCAAAUCUUUAUUUUUGUAAUUUGUCUUUUUACCUUAUAUUUACAAAGUGUUUGGCGUCUUAAUUUGUUUGUGCUUCCCUAGCAACGUUGUUUUAAAAAGCUCUUGUUAAAACUAAAUAGUUAUGCACGUGUGUUAGCUUUUAAUUAAUCUCUGGUUGUAUUACAGAGGAGAAGGACCUGUGUGUGUGUGUCUCUGUGUGUGUGUGGGGAGCGGUAGUGUAGGAGCCCUACGCUGCGACGCUACGAACACAAUAAUCCGGGUUCGAUUCCCGCUCACGGCCAGCACCAGCGACGAAUGUCUGAGUCGGUCCUGGGCCUCACCUAGGUCGACUCGGCCUCAAAUGAAUACCUUGUGCAGUGUGUGUAUACCCUCACUAGGGAGACAAAGGCGGCCGAGCGUGGUGCUGGCCACCCACCCCCUCGUGUGCCAGUGGUAGCGUUCAUAGGUGCUACUACUCGCUAACAGCACCUGCCCCAACAGUCUGUUAAGGCGACACGGGGGGGGAUCUUUGUUUAUUGUGUGGAUGGAGCGGUGGCGCGGUGGUUACCGCUACGCUACGAACUCGGGUCGCCGGGUUCGUAGCGUUCACGGCCUCUUAAACACCAGGAGUGGCAGCGAUUAUCUGAACCGAUCCUGGGCCUCCCCUCAUCCUCCGCCAUAUCCCCCACAUAUCUCUCCAUCCCCUCACUUCCCCCCCCCACAUCUCCCCUUUCUAUGACCUUUGCUGAACCCCCCCACACACUCCCCCCAUCUCCUCCCCCCACUUCCCCCCCCACAUCCCCCCCUCUCUAUGACCUGUGCUGAACCCCCCAUCCUCGUCAAUGGGACCAGUCUGAGUAAGCAUGGUGGCUAGGGGCCGCUAUAGGUUUGGGAUGAACGGGGAUUCUUUUUUGGCUCGGCCUCCCUCUGUACCACCGCCGAUCUACAUCGCCCCGUUUCCCCUCGGUGCAAAAAUGGAUGGAAGGUUUAGUUUUUUAUUUUGUUGUCUUUAUGAUGAUGAUGAUGAUCAUGAUGAUGCUGUUGUUGUUUCCCCACCCCCUCCAGCGUGUAAGUAUCCGUAUAGAGCUGGUGGUUUUAUAUUUGGUUUAAAUAAAUAAGGUCCUGGUCCCCUUUUAAGUGUUGCACACUCUCAUCUUUUCUUCAAAGGAAUUUAUAUUGCCCCCUUACUCAAGGCGCUUUACGCACUAUUAACAAUUAGUAAGUAUGGAUGUGAUAAUGGUGGUUAGAUGAGGUGAAUGAAAUAGAUGUGAGGAAGCAAUGGGUGGGUAAUCUGUGGUGGUGGUGGUGGUGGUGAUGUGUGAAUUCGGUGGAAGCGAAAUUGAUGGCGGUAAAUGAUUAAUGGAUUGAAUGAAUGGGGUUAAUGAGUGAUGGACAUAAUCAAUUA